This is a messenger RNA of Drosophila pseudoobscura, 702 nucleotides long. RefSeq names its product cuticle protein 16.5. Lineage: Eukaryota; Metazoa; Arthropoda; Insecta; Diptera; Drosophilidae. Bases 144 to 617 code for a protein of 157 amino acids. The transcript is spliced from 2 exons. The record is from RefSeq and is a predicted model, not a curated record.
AGUACUUAGCGACAAACAAUCGAAGCUGGGGCUGGGGCUGGGACUUGGGCUGAGGCUGGCCAACUAUAAAAGCCAGCACUUUGGCCCGUCAUCAUCAACAGUUGCAAUCGAUUCACCCAUCAAAGCACAAACCUCCUCCAAAAAUGUUCAAAUUCGUUGCCUUCUUUGCUCUUCUGGCCGUGGCUGCCGCUGCUCCUGGCCUCAUCGCCGAGACGCACUCGUACGUCCAGCCCGCGGUGCUGACCAAGACCGCCUAUGUGGAUCACAGCGCCUCCUCGGCCAUCACCCACCAGAGCAACGUAAACCUGGUGCGCAAGGUGCCAGUGGCUCCAGUCGUCACCUAUGCAGCCGCUCCUGUCGUCCACCAGACCGUCGUCCCGGCUGCUCCUUUGGUCAAGACCAUCGUCCCUGCCGCCCCAGUGGUCCAUACAGUGCAUGCUGCUCCCCUGGUCAAGACCGUCGUCCCAGCUGCUCCCCUGCUCCACACUGUCCACUCUGCCCCUCUGGUCCACACAGUGCAUUCUGCUCCCCUGGUCAAGACCGUCGUCCCAGCUGCUCCCCUGCUCCACACCGUCGUGGCCGGGUCCCCCGUUGUUUACUCCGCCUACCACAAGUGAAUCGAUUGAAAGCGAGUUGAUAAAGGAUACUGUUAUGUCUGAGGAGAACGUUGAGCGAAUCGAUUAAAACAAAAGUAUUACAAGA